Eremomyces bilateralis CBS 781.70 is the source of this 1003-nucleotide messenger RNA. RefSeq lists its product as uncharacterized. The record is from RefSeq and is a predicted model, not a curated record. Bases 139 to 621 code for a protein of 160 amino acids. NCBI's taxonomy places the organism in Eukaryota, Fungi, Ascomycota, Dothideomycetes, Eremomycetales, Eremomycetaceae. The transcript has a single exon.
AUGCAGUCUUCCAAGUCCACUUCGCCGACGUUGUCGCUAAUGGCUGUCAUCUGUUUCAUGUUCCAGACCCCUAGACCGAGCGAGAAUACGAAGGAGGCGUCGGUAGCUCACCUUCCCCUUGCCUGCUUCGGCUAGCUGAUGCCUCAAUUACCUAUUUUGGGAGACCAGAUGCAUCUUUGGCGAGGCUCGAAGCAGGUAAGCAAUAGAUCGCGAGAAACAGGAGGAAGCAUUCAGGUCAGGUGUGCAAUGCCCAUUUCUCACCGUCUUUAUGCACAGUCAAAGCACCAAGUACAAGAGGGGUUGCCUCCCUACAACGCAUUCGAUGAAGACACCAUUCUCCAACCUUUCCUCCUCGUGCUCGAAUCCAAGAAGAGUCAAUCGACAUUCCCUCGGACUUUCGUCUCACCAUGCGGACCACCACCCUUCUCAUCCCCCUCCUUUCCCUCCUCACGCCCGCCCUCGCCCUCCAAAACAUCUGGGUUGGCCGCCGCACCUCCUGCGACCCCGCCUCCCAUCCCUGGGACUGGUACGUCUGGUUCACGGACUCCCCCCCGUGCUCCGAGGGCACGAUCGGCGGGCCGUCGACGGGGCCGGGGUCGCUCCUCUGCUGGAAGGACAUGACGAUCCUCGGACACCAGGGCAUCGAGUUCACGGGAUGCGCCCCGGCACGGCCAGAUCCGGGGCCGCCGAGUGAGGUGUUUGACGAUGGGGUCAAGGCGUUGGAUUGCUUUGGGUCGUAUGGGAAUGAGGAUAUUGAGUGUCCGAAUAAUUGUCCGGGGCAGAGUGGGACGCAUAUCGUUCGAAAGAUGAGCUUGUGCGAGGAUGUUUAUUCCUGAAUGGGGGACGGAGGCUAUGGACAAGGAGAGACAAAAUGACGGGUUGAUGACUUUGGAACGUACUGCAAUGUCGGAGGGACAAUGAUUGGAUUGAUUGAUAGGAAUGGGAUUAUUAUUCGGUAUGAAAAUUGAUUAUAUGGGGGACUACUGUUCCGACUGUCUUGACU